Messenger RNA from Caenorhabditis sp. 36 PRJEB53466, 28719 nucleotides. The record is from the annotation of a GenBank genome assembly. NCBI's taxonomy places the organism in Eukaryota, Metazoa, Nematoda, Chromadorea, Rhabditida, Rhabditidae.
AUGGUGCAUCGGAACAACACGGUUCGGAUGGACGGCGGUCGAAUGACUUUUGCCAAGCAUUGGGGUAAGCAUCCCUCUUUUUAAUGCAAUACACACCUCAUUUCUUUGAAACAUGAGAGUACUCAACAGCAAACAAAAUAGGAGAGAUUUUUUGCGCAAAAAUAGAAACCAAACAAAAGUUUUGGUGGCGGAUAGAUGUGAGGAAUUUUAAUUUUCAGGAUUGCUUCCCGAAAGACAUGGAUCAUCUCCAAUUACGGGCUCGCAUACCAUCGCACGUUCCUACACAAGACCGCCAAAAGAGAGGAUUACGCCGAAAGAGCGUUUCUUCAGUAUAUCCAGGAUACCGAGCAGAUUUACCAAGUUUUCAACGGUCCGCGCGUUGCCAGUCGAGUAUCUCGGUUAGUUAGUUAAUCAAAGAACAUAAGUGAGAGCUUAUGCAUCCCGGGAAAUAUGCUGUGAACUUUUGUACUCUGUUUGUCUGCGCCGAUCUGUGUACAAUGCUCGGUGCCCACACGAAAGGCUACAACUUACUCGUCAUUCUGUCACCUAUUGCUUGCUUUUCAUCGGUUUCUCUUUUAGAAACGUUGUCUUUUCCUUUAUUCCUUCUUUAUUUGGACUCCUAAAUGCUCUCAAAGUAUUCUCUAGAACACGUUUUUCUCUCACUAAUCAGAUGCUUUCGGAAUGAGCAGAAUCCAAAUCCGCAAACAAAAGAUGGUGUUGAAAUAAUGAGUAGGAAGUCGAGUUGGACAAGGUGGAAAAUAAAAUGUCAAAUAAAUUACGGUUGGACGGUUUAAUCCCAAGUACAAACGCCUCCGCAAGCAGCCCAAGGCGCCCCCGUUUCGCUCGCUCUUUGUUUCUCUCACAUCUUCCCUCCCACAUCAGUUGUUUUUCCCUCUCGUGGUCCUCGGAUUAUAGGGAGGAGACGAGACCGUAAGAAGCACAAAAAAAGGAAUGCAUUUUCCCGUUUUUUGUCUGUCCAAAUGUGUUGUUCUCCCCCUUUCCAACCCCCCAUCGGGUGCUUGUUAAACAUACAUGAGUCUCUCAAGGUGUUGUAUGUCUCUCCCACCGUCAACCCUUGACUCCCCGAGAGAGAGAGAGAGAGAGAUUUUGUGUCCCUCUUGUAAGCCUCUCAAUUUUUUCCCACUGCGAGAGCACAGAGAGCAUACUUUUUUGGAUUACGAUUCCGUCUCAAAUUUCACAACUUACGUAAUAACGGUGUUAAACUUGAACAAAACACAACAAGGCCACAUUUCAAAAAAGUUGAAAACCGUCAGGUUGGGUUGAGAUAACCUGUUGACGGUAACCAAUCCUGCCAUCCAUUUUAUGACCCCACUCCCAUCCUUUUUUGACUAUUCAAUGUUUUUCACCCUUUUUCUCUCCAUCUCUUUGAUCUAUGUAUUAAAAACGCGUCACUUUUUCUUUCAGCAAUCCGUGACAAAUCCAAAACCCCAAAAAACCGUAUUCUAUUGUUGUCUCAACCUUCAAUCCAGAACGUUGUUCUGUCCAAUUGCGCAAGCAGCAAAAGAGAAAGAGAGAAGAAGAAGAAGAAGAAGCUGGUCGAAUUGUGAUAGGACGGGUUAUUAACGCCAUUCGCAAAACGAUAAGGGAGGCUGGCAGCGAACGAAGGCGAACCAAAAGUUAUCGGGCAAAAAGUGUGUUGUAGGACACGGACAGACGCCGGUCUUACCUAAAGCCAUCAUCAUUCCCCUCCCUCCGAAUCUUCCACCCAAUCCUCACCUCCCUCCUCUCAGCCCGUCGUUUAACGCCUGCAAAACGUCUUCCUCAACAUUAAAGGCACGGAGCCCGAUCGAGCGGCGAGUGUCGGCAUCGUCGCACUCCUCGACGGGCUCCAUGCACCGCGCCAACAGCCAAGGCAUCUAUCCGAACGCUUUGCACCAUUUGUUGCUCGCCAACAAGAAACGGAGCAACACGACGAGCCUCGCCUCACUCUCACCGUCGUCGAAAAACAGCAACUACAGUAGCGGCGGCGGCAGCACGACGUCAUCGCUGCCGUUGUAUGUGAACACUGCCGAGCUGCUGCUACCGAAAGCCGAGAAACGAGUGUCGUUCAAGGAUCUCGACAUGAGCGGCCGCCUACCGGCCACUACCACCACCGCUACCAGCGGGCCACAGUUGCGAACCGGCGGUGGACUACAUGCACGCAAGUUGCAUCGCUGCGACACUGGAGACAUGAGCCUUUUAGAGAGGUGGGUCACUUUUUCUUUUCCGGGUUUCCCUUUUCGGUUAGAAAGUGCUGGUUUUAACUCAAAUUAGCCGAAAUUUCACACUCGACUGACCCGCUUUUGUUUUCCUCUCUAUCUCUGGAAUCAAUCUUUUUUUUACAAAACCCAUCCAUUUCAACCAGUUCGCCACACAGGUAGUGUUGUUGUUUGUUGAUCGCAUUCAAAUUGAAUUUCAAUUCUCCAAGACACAUACAUACCCGAGAACGAAAAAAUGUGUGUUUUUUCUCCUUUUCUCGUUCCCUGGUCUUUGCGUGUGUUCGAGGAUUUUUUCGAGAACCUUUGUCAAUAUAUUAGCAAUAGGAGAGUAUUACCAGCACUUGAACAAUCUGCUUAUCCCCCUCCAGUUCUCAGCUUUUUUCUACGUAGUUGUACCCUUUUCUUAACUUUGCUGUUUCAGGUAUUUAUCCCGGGAAAAUAUGCAUACUCCAUCGCCUAUUCCUUCCGAGUACCAACAACAUUAUUCUCCACGGCACGUGCAUUUCGCACACGGCCAAUCUCGACGCCCUUAUCAACGAGACGAAAAUUCGAGCAUUCGAAAACGAUUGAGCCGAAGUUGUGAUCAUUUGAACGACAAUAACUUCAGCCCGAGAUUGCCGCCGAUCAGGAGAAGACCAACGAAACACACUCCCUCCGCCUUAUCCUUGGUUAUACAUGGUACGUGUCGAAUUUCGACUUUUCUUGGACUCUUUCUCUUCGUUUCAAUUUAUACCGUAUUGUUUGUAAACAUCGGAAAAAUUUUGAGCAAAACAUGAUGAUGAUGAUGAUGUCUUCGAAAAAAUCCUGUUGUUUUUGAGAGCUCACCACUAUCCGCCUGAUAAGCUAGAACAUUAUGUGAAGUGGGCCGCCGUAGGGGCACAAAAAACUCACCGGUCGGCCUUGCACUCCGCAACAUGUACAUACCGCGCGGUGGAAGGGAUUAGAUGAUCAACACUUUUGCGUCCUUUAGACGUUUUUUUGUGAAAGGUUCGGCGCAGAAAUAGAAAAGAUGAAACAAAGAUGAUGGUCAUCUGAACGCCUAAUUAGCUAACAUCUCUCCUACGGCCAAAACUGCCCAAACCCCCCUUAAGUAUUGCAAAUGAGGGGAGAACAGACAGACGAAAGGAAGUGUGAAAACAAAAAAAACUGUCAGUUCCUUAGAAACUGCAGCAAUUAUAUGAGAAUUUCUGCCUGGUUACCUACUUAGUGUCACCCUUGACCGGAAAGAAAGGAAAAGGGAAAUAUGAAACAACAACCCAUUCCAAUCGAGAAUACAUGACAGCCAGCAGAUUUCUAUGCUUCCAAUAUUGAGAAAAGCCAUAUAUUAUCCAUUAGUCGAAUCCAAUCCGUUUGCCGGCAAAACUUCAAAGAAACAUGACCGCCACAACUGUUUGUACCUCUUUUCCCGUAUUUUUAAUGACAUUUGGAUAAUUAGGGAGACGAAAAGACACUCACACCACCGGGAGAGAUCGCUUUUAUCUUUUGAUAGGGGGGAAGUAAAGACGUUUAUGUAGGUGGCCAGUUGAAAAUUUUUUCUGCCCUUGAGUCAAUCAAAAAUUCAGUAAACCACUUUUUCUCCGCGUAAAAAUAAUAUUCAUGCCCAUAUCAGUGACGCGAAACGAGGUGGGGCUUGUUUUGUGUGUUUGAGCUGGGUGCCGGUUCUCGUGUGAAUGAUUCAGAAUUCUAUUUGAAUAGAAGUACUUCACAAUCGGCCGCUUUUGUGAAAUGGACCGACGUGUCUGCCACAGCUUCCUGAUCUCUAUUAAUCACUUUGAAAUCCGAUUGGUUCUUGCCCCUCUUUCUCUUCUGCCUUCUCCUACUUUUCCUUGGAAACAAGAGGACGUCAUUAACUCUCCCUCUGAGAGCAAAAUGAAUCGAAAACUCGUCAUCUUGCGCAGCACAGUUGAAACACGAGCUCUUUUCCUUCCUUCUGCCAACAACACAUGCAAUCUGUCACUAUUUUGUCGUUUGGUUUUCCGUUGUCUUCCCUUUGCAAAACCUCCCUUUCUCUCUUUCUUCUCCCAUCGUACAAUUAGACACACACGAGUGAAACUGAAACCGAAAACUGAACAUCAUUGCCACGGAACACCGAUUUUUGUAUUCCGACAGUACUUUUCUUAGCUUUUUGGCAAAUAAGUCAAUUUCAAUUCCAAUUCUCGUCCUUCAUCCAUCUGGAGACAUCAAGCAGGUGGUCUACAGAAUUACUGGUGGACCCAUUCGACCACGCUACCAAACAACGGGGCUCAAUUACUUUCAUUUUACGACCCUAUUAAGCAACACGCGUGUUUGGUGCCGGGGUGUUCUCGUUCCUUCCCUUUCCUCUCCUUGUUCCGAUCGUUUUCCAAUUUUAUGCCCUCUCAACCUCAGACCACACAGACACUCUGGCGGAUUCUUGUUUUAAAAAGUUAACGUAAGCUGAUUAGUAAGCAGGUGUUCAAAUUUUGUCAAAAAUUCGACUCUGUGUUGAAAAAUGUAUUGUUUGUACUUCGUCGCAGAGCUCUGUUCUUGCCCCCCAACUGGUUAGUGCGCGAAUCCACUUGACACCUCGGGGGCAAAAAAUUUCCUCGGAACAAAUCUCAUGAUACUUUUAACCUUUACUUUAAAUUUCUCUUUCUGCCCCGUCACGUUUAUUAUUCGCUUUGUGUGGCGUUAAUCCAUCAAAUAUACUAAAAAAGCGCCUUCCUAUGCACAUUUCCAAUGUCAUUUUGUUGCUGUAAACGUGCGUUCAUUUGUCACCCUCACCCCCAUCUGACAUUUCCUGAAUUUUUGCAGCAAAAACCGGCGUGUGCCUGCCACGCGAGCCAAAAAUUUUAAUUUGCCAGGGUUCUUUUGCUUCAUCAAUUUCUAAUUGGUUCGCCUCGUCAUAGUACUGGAGCAUAUGGUGUGCCGUCGUUUUGGAUAAGAGUGAGGGGUAUUAGAGAAACGAUGAACUAAGCCGAGAAAGGGCGUUGUGAGGGGGAAAAGGAAAAGGACGAGAUUUUGAAGAUGAAAACCGAAGGCUGAAUGACUUUUGCAUAAUUUCUUCAGCCCGAAAUCGUUGAGAGGUUUAAACUUGCCAACUUGCGAACCAGUAUGCCAAUUGUGAAGGCAUAGCAUGAAAGAUCUUGAGAUCCUCAUCUAGAUGCAUUUGGGGGAAGGGGGAAACGGACAAUACUCGGACAGCUGUGGGCGCAUCCCAACUCAUUUGUAGUGCUUUCUAAUCGCAUUGUAGACAAUUACUCGGCCCGACCCCCUGCCACAUGUCUCCUUGUGUUUCUGUUCCUGACUGUACUUGUUUUAGUUUUAGUUUUUCAUUCCAUAAGUGCGCUACCGUACUUGACACCUAAUUAUUAUCGUCUCCGUUCGUUUCGAUUUGUGUCCUUCUUCUUUGAAAGGUGUCGUCCUCGAUUCUUCCCAUUCUUUUCCUCCUUAUAUGGCGGAAAAUUGUGGUGGAAGAAGAAGAAGAAGAAGAAGAAAAGAAAAGAGAAACCCAUCAUAUAUCACACCGUUUUUUUUUCUUUUGGUCUCGCGCCCAGUCCUGUCUACCUAUAUCAAAUAUCCGAUAUCCCUUUUUGAUAGAUUCGCCCAAAUCCAUAUCGAGAAGCUGCCAGUCUGUCACUGUUUCCCACCAGUUUUCUAAUGAGAUUUACUGUCUAAUUUCCUUCCGCCCAACCACUUGUGUUCUGUUCUUCUUACUUGUCAAUCAACCCCUUUCGAAAUUUUUUGUGUAAAUAAGUAAAGAUGGGUUGGGACACAUUCAGGUUUACAGUGAGUCACAGAUCUGACACCUAUCCGCAAAUACUUCUUCUUUUUGACUGUCGCCGCCAUGUAGGAUAUGAAAAUCAGAUUGUGCCACAUUCAGACACACCCUUUUCUGGAAAUCCAGUCCGAACACGAACACAAUUCCUCUCUUCUUUACCUUGUUUGUUCGUUUCUCUUCUGUCAAGUAUUUGAAUAGGUUAGUUUGGCUGUGUUCGUAACAGAAAAAGAAAAACACAAUAUACAGUCUGAACCGGGGUGUUUUUCCAAAAUUAGCCAAAUAAUUUUCCUCGCACACCCUGGUCUGAACUUCUGGUUUCCUUUUUCUUCAUUUUCGGCUCAAGCUUUUGGCUAUUAGAAAUCGAACCGCCGGUCAGCGAAUCGCCGCGAAAAGAGCAUGCAGGCAAUCGGCGCAAUUGAGCAAAUGAGAAUGGGAUAAACUGUCUUUUCUUUGUGGUGCGAAAACGAAACGGGUCUCACCACCACUCACUGAUUUCAUUUUGUCAUGCCGGCUGGUGGCAGCAGCAGCCGGACGGUUUCGUUUCGUUUUGCCAUUGAUAUUUUUUUGAAAAAGAGGGGAGGAAUGAGGAAUGAGGCGAGGAGAAGAAGGAGAAGAACAAUACCAUCAACCUUCACAGAUUCUCGCUCAUCUGUCGGCUAUCCCCUCUUCUUCUUCUUUUCAUUCCCUCACACUUUUGACCCUCACCACACACCGUAAUUUAAUACAAUUCGAAAGAAGCUAUCCUGUUCUGUUCUGUCCCUUCUACAAAGAUCAUCCCGUUUCCGACCUCGUGAAUUACCAGAUCCCAAUCCCACACUAUUAUCUAAUCCGUCACACCUUUCACUUUUUUGAUAACCUGUGAUCCUAAAAAUGAUCGUCCGCUUGUUUCUUUCAUUUGAUAAUUCUAUUUCCCUCGUCUCUUCCCUUACUCAUACGUAUUCGCACGUUUUAGCUGCAAUUGGGGUUAUACUGGUAGCACAUGGAGACAUUUGACAUACGACCGUCCAAAUAUGGAAGUGUUCGAGGUGAGUUCUGCUUGAUUUUUCAAUUUGCAUACAGUUUCUCUGGUACCUACACUUUUCUCUUCAAAAAAUUUCAUUGAGACUCCUGCAAAACUACGAAAUCGACUUUAAGACAACAAAAACGGAUUUCCAAUUUCCUCUAGUUCUAAAGUCUCUCUUGCAUUUCUCGCUUUCUCGUUCCACAUCCGCCCAAUUGUUUUAGAAUAAAACAAAGAAGUACAAAAGUGAAAUCUGAAAAAAAUUCCAUUUUCCCUCAAAGCACAAGAAAAUUAUGAGCCGGGCAUGUAAGUUUUCCAUCUGCUCAACCCAUUUUUGACAAGUGUGACGAAGACUACUUUUUUGGGUUUUCUCCAGCUUAACUUUCAUUUUUUCGGUCCUGAACUCUUGUCGUUUCUCUGAUCAGGUGAAAUUUCACAGAAACGCAAACCAAAGUCGACAAUUACCAGACUAAACUUUUUUUGUAUACAUACUUGGACUGCUCGCUGUCCUUUUCUUAAAAGGCAACGAUCGACGUCAUUAUCCCCAAGCGAUGACAUCUCCUGACCCCCCACCCUUUCUUCGGCCAGUUUCUGCAACCGUAAAGAAAUGAAAGUUGGUCAAGAAGAGAACAGUAUCUGUAGCGUGAAAUUGAUAAAUACCUUUAUCGUUUUGUAGCAGGAAAGCGGAAGGAGGUGUACAUUCCGGUAACACUCUUAUCUAUAUCAUAUGGAAUGAAAGAGAAAAAGUGAAAGUGAGGGUAAUCUCUAAAACAAGAAGUUAAUCAUCGUAGAAACGGAACAAACAGGCGGCGUCGUGUAUUUUCCCAUCUCAUUUCAUUUCACACCUUUCCCGCAGAUUAAGUAGGAACGGGCGCGCGAAUCAAAUGUGAUCGCUUCGCUCAUAAUCGAAGAGAAGCGCGGUGUUGAAAUAUCGGCAACCUAAAUCUAGAGACAAUCGGAUGAUCCGCAUCCGAUCUAAGAUUUUUAAAGUUGAUUUCUGAUGUGGUCGGGUUGAUGCUUUGGCACCGAACAUAUUUCAUUUCCUCGAUCACAUAUCACACUUGCUGGCGCCUGCCAACGUCUGUCUCGGGAUGAAAACCGAGGACUCAAUUAACAAAAGAGAUAUAUAUAUAACCGAAUGAUAAGAAGAGUAUUCGCUUAUCGUCUUUUUCGCGAAGAAUGUGGAGGGAGGCUCUUGCUGCCCACUCUUCUACGCCCGAUCCCUUCCCAACCCGAUCAUUAUCAUUCAUCAUCCCGGCGUCUUCUCGUCAGCUGAUAACCUUUUGUUUCACAUUCUUCCUCGAUUCGCGCCACUCGAUCCAACAGAACCAACCGAACAAAAAACGUCUGCACCCACCUCUUUCGCUUCUUUCCGAUAACAAAGUGAAUGCAUUGAAUGGGGGCGGAGCCGGAGACCCAAAUUUUGGCAGUCGGUCAAACGCACACGCUCUCCCGUCGCCUUCUCCUCGCUCCUCACGUUUCUUCUGCAACCGACGUCGCCUCUUGUCGGGGGGCACGCCCCCUUCUUCCGAUCCCAUCCCGCUUCCAGUUUACUAAAGAACAUUAACUGUGAGCUCCACCAUGUCAAUGUGGAACAUCCUUUAUUUUCCUCUAUUCAUCCUCGGACACAUCCUCAACUGGUUCCGUCGCGUCUAUUACGCAGUAACCGAGUGCUGGAACAGCUUCAAUUGCUGUGGAUGUUGCUGUUUGUGCAGGAAGGACAAGUGUGUCGUCGAGGAGGACGUCGAGCGAGCGGCUCCGAUCAACCGAGUUCCGGAGUCGAUGCGUCGCGAGGAAGCCGAGAAGGUCGAGCUCCAGCCGUUCCUGCAGCAGGAAACACGCACGGCCGAGAAAGACCAAACGACCUGUGAGUCCGAGUUGAACGGCUAACCCUCAAUGACGUCACUGUUACGCACCGAUGUCUGUCUUAAUUCUCUGUUUCUCUAAUUACUCGAAAAGCUUUGGCUUACCAACCAUCCAAUUCGUACGUCUAAAUCUCAUCCAUCUUCCCUAUCACUACCGCCCUCACCAACUGAUCAUCAUUCAACAUUUCCCUGUGGUUUUUCAACUUGUAACUGAUCUGAACUCACCCUUUCCCUCCCCCGUCGUCCCUGUCUUUGCUUCUUUUCCGAUGAUUUUUUUCUUUGGAUUGGUACUUAUGAAUGAAUAGUUUGCCAGCAGCGCUUGGAACAGCUUGACACUUCCGCCUGGCCGGGUGAGGUGAGAUAUUGCAAGUUUGAUGCAUCAGCGUGAACUUAUUUUUCUGACGGUUGUCGGGCUGCGCCUGCAAACUGGUUUGCCAAAAUACGCCUAUCAUCACAAUCAUCACUGUUUCGUCAUAAAAUGUGAAUGUGGACGUCAUCGACUACUGACUAACCGACUCACUUUCUAUUGAUUUCUGGAAAAUGUUUGGGGUGUACUUGGAUGUGAACGGCUAUGAACGGCCGAAAUGCAGCUCCUGAGUGCUUUUCAGAUACAAUUGCUUUCAUACCGAACAUUUGAAUUGCUCUGAAUUCAAAAAACUUUCUUUCUUCCAAAAAGGAAAAUGUAGCUUCAAUGGAUAAUGAAGUCUGUCCAAGCUGACCGAGAAUCUUUUUCUCAUCAAUUGUCUUCGUCUUGGUCCGGACGGCCGGCCCAACCGGAGGAGACGAAUGUAAAAGAGGAGGGGGGGCAUGAAAUGGGUGGAAAUUAAAUGUUGUCCGAAUUGAAUUGGAAUGAAGACAGCCAACGACGACGGUUCCUAAACAAGAAGGGAAGUUCUGUUGCUCACUGAGCAUUCCAUUAUAACUCUACUCCUAUUCUAAAACGUUCAACUGGAAGAAAUCGGUGCGCACCAGAGUUGUGUUGUGUGCCGCCUCCACCUUAUUUCUUUUGGUCCGAGCCCAAAGCAUUUGUCACGUGUGUUCUGCCCUCUUCUUCAAUUUCUCAGUGCACGGUCGUAAACUAAACUGCCGAAUCGAAUAUUCUUUGCAUCCAAUGACGUUUUUGAUAAUAACUCGAAAAGAGCUCUCGAAAUUUUAUGACCGUUUUCACUUGUUUCGCUUUUGUUUUUAAUGCUUCUCAUCUGGCCGUAUAUGGACCUAUAAAAAUGGAGCUCCACCUUCUCAGCCAAAAAUGAUUAUGAAAGCUUUUUGUAGGACUCUGGGAAAACCGGUACGAGGGCGAAAAGACACUCUGGUAAGAAGAUUUAUGUCCACCAUCCCGAUAAUUGAAUUCAUUCCCCUACUUCUCUUUCAUUUAGUCCUCACUUUGAAAAAAGUGCUCAAGACGUACUCAAAAAGGUUUCUUUUUUGUUUCGUUCGUUGACUAAUUUGUGUCUCUGUCUCUAGAGCAUUGGCAGUCCUACUGUAGCUGUUCCUCAACUAUGUAGUGCGAAAAUAAUCAAAAGUGAUUCUGAAUUUGCAACCCAGUUACCGAUAAAGUGGUUAGACGGGGAUGAAUGAGAAAUCACACUCCACACCCCAUUAGGGUAAAGUGUAACCAUUAUACUAAUUGCAAAGUGAAAUUCACUCAUUGUCCGACCACUUUUUUCUCCUGGUACUCCUCCUCCCUCCUGUUGUCAGACCGUGAUAUAGUAGGGCGGUAAAGAUGACAUGUCGUAUUCGCCUUUGAGUGAUCGUGGCGCGCCUUCCGAUUCAAGUGGUCACAUAAGUGGUGAGGGCCCCCCUGAUGAGCAAACGACAGAAAUCAGAGAAACGAGAUCUGAUAACACGAGGUGGAACACUGACAAGCAUCGUUUACAUUAGAAAAAUGAGAUGAUAGGCACCUUUUUGCUGUCCAAACAGUGCAAUGAACACGUUUUUCUCUGAAGACAAAUCAUGACCGAAAGAUCGAUGAGCACUUGUUUGCUCCCAUGUUUCCUCUCGCUGCGAACUUUGAUGCGGCCAGCGGACGACAGUUUUCUCGACUUUUUUGUUUAACAAAAGUCCUUGUGCUGAAUUCUUGGCCUUGACGCUUUGGAUUUGAUUGGAAACGUAGCAGUAGCAUUUGAUUUCUGAAUUCUCCCCGGAAGACGUUAGAAAAAGGUGUCAAAAGGACUGGUUUAUGAAUGAAUUCACACUCUCUUUUGAGAAGGGAUAUUGAUACAAGUGUCUACGGUUGUUGAGGACUGUUAGCAAAAACUUUCAGUUUCAUUGUUGAAGUGUCGAGUUACUGUACUACUCCACCCUUUCCAUAAGUUGCCUGUCGGAGACCGGAUUACCGUUAUCAUAACGGUCAUUAUCACCUUGCAAGGUGUAAAAAUUCCGAGGACGCCCGCGAGAAACUCAUUCAUGCAAAUUAAGAGAAAGGUUUCAUUUUCUUUCUCUUUUCCCGUAGAGGCGAUUAUGAGCGACGAGACGGGGGUCUUCAAUUAUUUGAUGCUAUCAAACCCUGGAGAAGUAGGCGACGCAGACGGUCAAAACAACGAUUGCGGCUUACGGUCCGCGCGCGACAGAGGAAAAGAACGCGGAAGAGCGCGAGACGCAUGCGGUAAGCUCUAGACGAGACGACGGAGAAGAAGAAGGGCGGAGUGACCGAAGCAUCAAGAACAACGGCGGAGGGGGCGCAUUCUCCCUCUUCCUCUCUUCCACUUUUGCCUCGAUUCGAAUCGGAAUCGUACACGAUUGUCACUCACUCGGCGCCCGACGGCAGAAGCUUAGAUCAGCGAGAGAUUGGCGACAGGAGAGAAAAAGAAAAAGGAAAGAGAGAGAGGGAGAGAGAAUCCUCCUCCCACCUACAGUCACAUCCUUCCUUCUCUCCGUUCAUUAAUAAUCUUUCUUUCUGCCCUGUCCCUGCCACCUCCCACGCAAUUAUUAUCAGGCCCUCAGUUGAGUGGCGUGGCGUGUUACAAGGCCGAAUGUGUUGCGAACGGACCACCCACUGAUGAGAAACGAACAUAAGGUCCUCUUCUUCUCCUUCUUCCGCUCAACUUUUCCUCUUCCCCAUAUUCUUCCGAUAUGCGCCGCUACGGUCACUCGCCAUGGUACUCUCAAAGUACGUACUCGCUGAAUAUUAUUCCUGAAGAGCAUAUUCCUCCAGUCGACUAUGACAUUGAUUUUCAUGGUAACUUUUUUUUUUCAUUCUUAGAAUCGUAUAUAUAUAUUCAUCGGAUCCUAUUAUGUUUACCCAGCAAAGCUAACACUAACACCUUUGAAUCGUCACUGAAUCGGAAAACCGAAAAACGAAAAAUGAAAUGCAUUGUACGUGUAUCUGUUGAGGAACGGACAAAAAACAAGAUUUUGCACUUUUUGUCGCCUUCGUGAAUUGAAGGGGGAUAAGAAAACAGAUACGGUCACGCAGAUGGUGGUAGAUUGAUUGAUGGGAAGCAGAAACAGAAAAGCUUUUAUGAUAGAAUUUGAGCAAAGCCUCUACAGUAAUCCUAACCCGAUUUGAUAGCCAUAUCAUUAACAUCGCGUCACGGUGAUCAUCAUUCUACCCAUUUCUAGUGUAUAGGAAUCUGAAAUCUGGAAUCCAUUGCCCAACAAAUAAUGGCUUCAGGUUUCAAAUAAUGCGAUAGGGUGGCGGUUGGUUGCCGUCGCGUUAAUUCAACCGUUUCUCGCGCACCUUCCCUUCCAUCCACAACAAUUCCACGCUAUUGUUUUACCCGCAUAAAUAUAAUGACAACAAACAUACCGAAAACGGGUGUCUGAUGUGUGCACAGACCGGGUGGGAGCCAAAAGAGAGACAGAGAGUUGCAUUAUGCACACAAGAGAGACAUCUUGUGGUCAAGAGGUCCAACUUGGUGUUGAUCUUGAUAAGAAAUAAGAAAAUAAUAAAAAUAAACAUGUUUCAUUUUCAGACGCCAUCCACGAUGAAACGUCAGGAGCUGGAGGAGCUCAGGUCGGAGGAGAAUCAUUGGAUCGGAGGGGAUGGUCGGCAGCGUCGACCGGCAACAGAACGACGUUGACGGCAUCGGUGCACAAUAACCUGAUGAACGGUCGGAUGUCAUCGUCUAGUCACAACUUGUCCACUAGACUGUCCGGCUCUUCACAGAACCUCAAUCAUGUGGCAACUAAUGCCUAUGGGGUGAGUUUGAGUUGAAUUUGAAACAAUUAUGCGCAUGAUUCGUAGUUCUCCGUAGUUCUCCGUGACAUCCGUGAAAAUGUUAAAAAAAAACAGGAAACCCUCUCAAUUUUUUGAUUGUCAAAAUUCUGAAAUGGAUUCUCAUCUCAACUUCUAGGAACACUUUUGAACGGCACAGCAAGCAAAUGAUCAUGUGAUUCUCGCCAAAAUUAUUUUGCCGUUUGGAAUAAUCUUAAGGCAUUUAGCAGUCAGGAAGAGUUUUCACACACGAAUUUUGUAGGCCACGGCCACAACUUGUUCCGUAAAUAGGCAUCUCCGGGUCUUUCAAGGCGUGAAGAAGACAACUGCAGAAACAAUUUUAUCAGUAACUUCAUUCCAAACAUUUCACUCCACUCCACACCCAUUCACAUUCAAUUUCAAUCUGAAAAGUAACAAAACCGUGUAAACAGGUAUGUAGAGCAGAAAAGAGAGUAUUGUGCUACAUAGUAUUUGGAGAAGAACUCCGAUUGAAUGGUGGGAGUGAGUGCAUGAGUCACACAGGCACUAACAUUGCCAAACCGAGAGAAAUACAUGCAACUGAUAAGUCAUUUCUGACACAUCAAAAGAUGAGAAUGUUCGACGUGACGGCGUUCUCACCGAACGAUGUCUACGUUAUUAUCAAUUCGAUGUGGCAAUUACAGUUCCCAAUUGUGCAACCCGCCAACAACCCGUCCGAUUCAUCAGCUUCCGGACGUAUUGCGGUGAGUUUUAUUUUUACCUAAUUUGAUUGUUUUUGGAUAUUUCAGAACCUGUUAUCCCGACCUUUCCGCUCGAAUCCUCUGAAGAGAACGAAAAGUGUGAGCAAAAUGGAAAAAUCGAUCGCGGAGGCGAAUCAACAGUGAGUUCAAAACUAAAUCCAAAAUUAAACUUUUUAUAAAAUCGAGGUAAUUAGGAAGAACUGGAGUGAAAUUUGAGUCCACUGACCCAGCUGUUCUUUCCUCUUUGCAUUGUAAUCGUAAAGCUCAUUAAUUGGAGACAUUUUUCAUUAUUCCCCAAAAAUCUCAUCUCUCUCUCUCUUCUCACAUUUCAUCCCCCUCAAGAGUCACCCAUUCACACUUCCCACACACACGGCUGUUGAUAAAAUAUUGAGAUGAUGGCAAAGUGCAUGGCCCCCGCCGACGGAAGGAAGUUGUAAUUCUCUUCUCGUACCUAAAUCCAAUUUGCGGAACGUUUUAUGCAUAGUUUGUGGGGGAAAAAUAGAGAAAGAGUACCUUGCCAAUCUCACUUUUCAGUUUGACAUAGGUUAAACCGAUUUCGAACGUCGAGAACUUGGUAUGAAAAGGAAAUCCAACUGGUUUGCCGUCCUUUCUCUUUUUGCGUGCGCGCGGUUGCAUAACCGAUCGGGAUCACCGUCCCUGUUCGACUUAUCAUUCAUUUUCUCGUAGGCCUAAAAGUCAGCCCCGCGGUGCCCAUCACAUCUGUUUUUCUGAUUGAGCUGACAUUCGUAAACAUUUGUGAUUCCCAUUCCCAUGGGUGAGAUUUCAAGGGAAACGAAUGGAUUCCUAAUUUAUUUCCGCCACAGCUUCCUUUUUCUUAAAAAAACAAACAAAAUCUAUCAUAAGGAAAACAGCACAGCUGCCCAUGUUUUUUGCAAGCUGAUUGCAUUAACUUCCUUAUCAGUAACCGUUUUGUAUGAGUAAUGUGAGGUUGUUCUAUCGAUACUCUACUAAAAAUUGAUGAAAUCAGACUUGUCGCCGCCCAAGCCCGGUCGGCUCGCGAAAAUUUUUGAAUUUUUUGCCGAUUCUCGAUAAUUCUGGAUGAAAUACAUAGCUCAUCAACGCGGCCAUGGGGUCAGUGCCAGUUAGUGUUUUACACCGACAACUUUUAUGUAAUUGUCCGCUUCUUCUCUCCACACACACACACACCUCAGCUCGUUUUCUUCUUCUUCUUCUUCUUCUCAUUUUUUCGCCUUGUGCCCCCCGCACACAAUGCCCCGGGCAGGUCCCAUCUGUUGAUGAGAGCAGCACACGGCAACUCGCAAAAAGCACGAUGUGGCUGCUCUUUUACCAGAUGCCCCCUUCUCAUUCAUAUCACUUCCCGCUUGUUUUUUGGAAUCCCAUCUUUUGCCGAUCAGCGUUAUUCAAAAUAUUGACUCUUCCGACUAUUGAGGAUACUUGGCAGUUGUUUCUGCAAAAUAAUCGGAUUCGGAUGGGAUUGGAAGUGAAAUGGCACACAAUUUUGACCUACAAAGUCGUUUUGUUUGUUUAUUCAGGAAUUGUACCAAUUCGACCUCAUUUUUUCACUUGUCUGACUAUGAGAGUAAACAUUGUGUGGAAUUUUUAGAAUUCUUAGAAAACAUUUGAAAUUUCGCUGCAAAUCCCAAAAGUACGUACUUGAUUCCAAGCAAUAUAAAUCAAAUCCAAUGUCCGAAGAAUCGCGGAAAUCAAGAUUUUGAUAAUCAGUCGCCCCAUAAAUGAUAAUUUCGCUUUGCGACAAUAACCGGCACCGCGGCGUUCAUCUUGUCACUUCGAAGCGCGUCAAUGAUUUGAAUAUUCAUCUUUCUGGCGCUUUCGCUCUAAGGAAGCAAUCAAAACCGCGCCGCCGCCACCGAAUACGUACUUCUUCUCCUUCUUCUUCUUCUUCAUCUUCUUCAAUCAUUCCAUUCUAUUCCAAUUUCGAUUUCGACUUUCGACUUUCGAUUUUCACAAUUCUCGCCUCGAAAUGUACAACCGUUCGUUCCGUGUGCCCAAACGUCUUGACACGGUACCCAUACCGAUGUUCGGCUCAGAACGGCUACCCAGCGCACGAUCCGAACGAUGUUUGCCACGUAUCACCACCGCAUUCGUGUCUGAUUGCUCCGACAUGCAGUGCCUGUCCCCAAAUCGCGAAAAGCACAACGCGAAUCCGCGACUUGUGCGGGGACGGAUUGUGUACAAGUCGAAACGGUAGGUCUGAAGAGGAACGCCAUAAAAUUGGAGAGGGGGGAACAAGUAGAACUGUACUCGGUAGUUUUCUCUUUCUUCCCCUUCUAAUUCCCUCUAAAAUAGGAGCGGCCCGAAGGGGUCAGAAUUCUUUAGGCAGUAUUAUCCUCAAAACACCACCCACUGUGCUAAACCCCUGGGGCGGACAGGCCCCGAGAGCGGAUUUGCAAGUCGGAGAAAGCGUCAUUUCCCCUUUCUCUUUGCUACCAGAAAACUUUUAGAAGCCUCUGUAACUUUCUGGUUCAAAGGAACUAACGCUUGCUCCUCUCCUACUCCUUCCUCAAAUAAAAAUAUUAUCGAUCCUACUCCUUAUGAAACACAUGUUCUCAAUUCGCUCCAGUUCUUAUACGGUCAAUACUCCAAAUCAAGAGUAAGUUGUCGUCUAAAGAGACUUCUCCUAAAAAAAUGUAGCAAAACAGCAAAAACCCAAAGAAGUGUGUCUCCGGACCGCCACUUGACAUAGAUCUAACGUCGUCUGAAGUGUCACAGGUUUCGGGAAGAAAAGAAUAGGAUAGCAAGUACGAGACACACAUUCUUCAGUCAAAUGUUCCUCUCCCCGAGUAACCGUAACCAGUUUCAGCACUCUUCAUAGAGUGGACGCCAACGCGAACAGCAGGGACAGCAGUCUGUAUGCACAACCUCCGGCUCGACGCCAUUUGAGUCAACCGGCCCGAGAAGGAAGUCUUAGAGCGUGCCGCUCGCACGAAUCGCUCCUCAGUUCGGCUCAUUCGACGCAUUUGAUUGAAUUGAGUGAGUUCUGGGUUUGGGGGAUCAUUUGCAGCUGGUUAUCGUUUCCUUUGACAUUUUUUUGAAAAUUUGAAAUCUAGAAUCUUGUUCGCAUCUGUAAGGCUUGCAACUGUAUUCCCGAUCUGGCUUCCUUAGAAGUUCCGAAUUUUUGGGAUUUCCGUCAGAAUUUCAAAUCGGAAUUUAUCGAUUCUUUUCAAGCAGUUUCUUAACCAAAAAAGUUCCGAUUCCUGUACCUCUAUAUGCAGUUGCUCUAGUUUUAAUAGAAUUCUCAACCUGUUCUCAGAAUGACGUGAUAUCGGUUCAGCUAUUGUCAUACUUUGUUUGCUUUUUAUUUCCAAUCAAACCAAAUACCAAUUGAAGUGCACAAACAGUUUAUGUCCAUUCGAUGCGAUUCUUUGUGCCAACAAAAACUCUAGAAAACACAAAACAACGGGAAGGAGCAACCGGAGCAAUCUGUUUGUGCUCAACUCUUUUCUCUUACCUUCACCCACCCCCACACAAGCCAAGAACACUUGUUGGUCCUCUCCUGAGCCCGGUGACGCGUGGUCUUUCCUAUGCAACAUCAAGUAAUACGAUACUUGAGUGGCAAGCAUUGCUGAUCCGGGUGCUUACUAAUAAUUGCAAAAAUAGGUUUUUGUCAUGAAGAAUAGUUUCCGUUCGAUUUGCCGGGUUGCAUCUGAAACUUGUUUUGUUUUUCAGACGACGACAACCGCCUACACCCAGUUCACGCAUCAAUCUUUGAAGUUCCCAACUGUUUUCGCCUCGCCAGUACCUAUUACUCUUGUCGGACACCCCUGGAACGUGCAAAGUGGAUGGAGAAGUGAGUUCAUUUCCUUUUCUGCUUCUUUUUGUUCUUCCACUCAAAAAGCACGAUUCCCAGCACGUCAUCAAGUUAGUUUGCAUCUUCCCACCUAUCUAAUACAUAGUUUCUCCAUCCUUUUUUCAUCCGUACACUCUGCGCCGUUCUCAAGAGAUCAUUAAUGAGAUCCGCAUGAGAUUAUAUGUACGCCUUCUUCUUCUUCUUCCUCUUCUUCUCGCAUCGGUCCCGUGCCUGGAAAGUGCGCAUGUAUAAUUAGCAUUGUUUUCGUGACAGAUGACAAACGUCUUCAUCGGCCAUGCCAUCCGUUUAUCCGAUCAUAUCUGAUCACAUUUCAUUUACAUGUGUUUCCAUUUACCCGAGAAUUUAUGAUUCUUAUGGUUUUCCGUCCGUUUCUUAUGUGUGCUCAAUUGGAGAGUAGGACAAGAGUAGGACGAGCAACUGAGUGACGUUGCCCAAAAUUCAAUUGAAAACUCAUUUGUAGUGCUCAGAGCUCAUUAACUAGUGGUUCUUAUGGAAUGUGGGCCUAUGAAACAGCUGACGCCGAGCAGAGUUUUGACGGAAAAAAGAGGGCCACUACGUUUCUAAACCUUCAAAGUCAGAAGUCACCUUUUGUAGCGCCAUCUGCCAGCCGCCACCAAGUGGGUCGACUACUUGGCGCCACAAUGUCAGUUGGUCACCCGUCACACCACCUGUCCCCACCUUCGAUUUGGUUUGGGAAGCCAAAAAAAGAAACCAAACGUUAUUUGAACUACCGCUUUUCGAAAUUUUUUACUUUUUCCACACUUGCGAAGUCUACUGACAGCAACUUGAUAUAUGAGUGUUGGUCACGUGCGGUUACGUCAUAACUGAAUAGGUGAACCCAUUGGCCAACUGGCCAACUGACCAGGAGUGUGCGGAAAAAAUGCGAAAUUCCAAAACAUUUUCAGUAAUAAUGCCGCUUUUUCAAAAGCUCGCAUCUAAAACUUUCGGCUAGUCUCGCAAAAUUUAUCUGAAAAGUGUCUUUUUUGCUAUGCUUAUUUUACUUGAAAUGCUUACAGGGUGGUCCACCGUUACCCGUACAAAAGUUUUACGCGGCGCGCGUAGGUACUGACGCAAUUCUGGUGUGGCCCUGAUUCAAAAUUGUGUAUAUUAUCAUGUUUUUAACUAUUCGGCCAAGUCUCAGACCAAACGGAUUUGUUUCAGCCAAAUAGCACCGAUUAGUCUGCACCCCGUCCCCAUCAUACGCUUGUUCACUGGAGGGGUGAGCAGACAAACGAUCAUGAAACGGCUCGGUAUCCCAAGCAAAACCGUUUAUGAUACGAUCUAACUUUUCUCCGGUCUAAACCCACUCUAGAGCAAUACCAGAAACGAAAAAGGAAUCACCAUGAUCUCUCCUCAGACGGUCACAGCUACCAGAGAGCGGAUCAUGAGAAAUCCGUAUCCAAGCACGAGAAUGAUAGCACAUGAUAUGGAAAUGAGUCCGAUAUCAAUGUAAAUCACUCUAAAAUGCAAGCUCAGUUUGAUACCGAAAUAUGUGAACAGAAGCCGUUAUCAUCUCAACUGCCAAAAAGUUGAAACGGAUUCAAAUGUCGAAACUCCAGUUGAGUGGCACGCGCCAUGGCGACCAUUUGAAGAUGGCCUUUUCAGACGAAUGACUGUUCCCGGCGAAGGCCAAUUUGAAUUCUCAAAAUAGUCAGAGGCUUGCUGGGACGUCACUGGACGCGUAUGAAAAAUGGUAGGGCCAUAAUCUGGACCGUGCCAUGAUUUCUUGUCCCAUCAGCUGAACAUGCCAAUCUCAACGCGUUUUCAUCGAUAAUGGUGACAAAAUCAGAAAAGUACGUUAUGUAGAUGAGGCUUCAACAAGGAAACUUCUUCUUCGGUCUCACAAACACUUCGGAGAACAACAUUGGGUGUUCUAGGAGGAUAAUACGCCUGCCCACACGGCCAAAAUCAUUCAGCAGUGGUUCCAGGCCAAUUUGGCAGCGUUCAUCAAGAAGGAAAAAUGGUCCGAUUUCUCGCCGGACCAUUUUUUGUUGGACUAUUCGUUGUUGGGGUCUUACAGGCCAAUAUAAAGGCUAAACCCCAGACAAGUAGGGCAGUGAUAAAAAAAUUCCUUGCCAGGUAGGGGGUCAAUUUGUUCACGGACUUCCCGCGUGCCGCGGCAAACUGUUACUUCGGAAGUCUUCGGGCUGUCAUUGUUAGGAAAGGAGGUCGGGUGCAACACUAUUAGCUUAUAAAUAUUGUCAAACAUCUUAGUAAACGUUUUGUUAAGUCUCAUGCCUUUCUGACUUCUAGUUUUGGAAUUACCCAAGUUUUAUUUUGUACGGGUAACGGUGGACCACCCUGUAUAUUGAAAAUGGAUAGCCGGGCCGAUUUUCGACAAUUCUGCAACGGGACAUUCGCCUCACCCUCACCUUCACCCUGUCUACGCCUUUUCUUCUCCCUCUCCCUCUUGCUGUUGGUGGUGCAACACUGCGUUUGACCCCGCUCACCUGUGGGUGAUGUUGGCAGACUGUGAGGUGCCCCUCCGCACACACAUAGCAACGCGCAUUUAUCGAUCGAAAUAUCGUUAUGCAAAUCCAAUCGACCUGUCUUUUUCUUUUUCUUUUUCUUCUUCGUUUCCAUCUUCUCCAUAUCAUAACCAUUUUGCAGCGCGACGUUUCAUUCUCUUCUUCUCCUUUUCUGUUCUGUUUAUAUUCCUCCUUAGUCAUACUCGGGGCGCCGUCUUUUUCGCUUUUCGAUCCAUUUGCCGACAGUCAUAAACGUAAACGUUUUCGAAUGAAUCCCCUUCUCCCACUGCUAUCCCUCUCAUCUUCAAAAUCAGUGAAUCAUUAUACUAUCCGGCGUGUUUCUGUAAAUAAGAGAACGUGGUCAGUUAGUUUAAUCCUCCGUCAUCGUCGGCGCCCACUUCUUCUCUCGUGAGGGGCGACACCUUAGGUAGAUAAAAAUCUGGUAAAAACAAGGGGCCCCCGUCGCGCCGCACAUCUUUUCUCGGUUUUGUCGCCCGCCUCACCACCAUUUUUAACUUGCUUUUCAAAUUCAGGCAGGUGGGUGCAAAAGACCUCCGGCUGGAGGGUCAAAUGUACAACAAACACUUGAGCGUUCGUUCUAUUCACACCUCAUCGCUUUCAAUUCUUUGCUUUGCCCUACUCCGCCGGCCUUCUCAAUUUUCACAUGGUUUAACAUGAAAACGUGUCCGAGGUCCUUUUUGCAGUGCUUUUUUAGAGAGAGGGCGCUAAGAAAAGGAAACCCGAAGAUUUUCUUCUUCACUUGUGAAAUUCAAUAGCUUUAAGGUGUGUUUUGACCUUGUGAGCGCCCAAGUGUUCCAUAACUGACCUCAAACAUCAAUUGUUCCGAGUUCAGUUUUGAGAUUGGCCCGAGACUGCUACUGUCAUAAGUCGGAUAUAUCCAUCCCUCCCCCCGCUCAAACACCCACUCCUACUAACGAUUAACCAAUACACGAUCGGUCCUUCUCGCCCACUUGUCUGUACUGUCCGCUGGCCGCUCGUUGGGUGGCUGCAAUUAUAAAUCCAGUGAGUGAGAGAAAAGAGGAAGGCCAUUACAUUGUCCGGGCACGUCGCACAAUUCCAUACAAUUAUCAAAACGUUCCCUUCUUCCUUCUAUUCAGAUCCUCAGAUCCCCAUCCCUUAGGCCCUUCCGUCUUUGCUUAUCUCUUUCCUAAUUCAGAUGAUUUUAUGGCAUGGGUUCGGUUCGGCGGUGCCUCGGUGUGCACUAGCGUGACCACACGCGCGCGCGGAGCUCGGAGCUGCACACGAAAUUUAAUCUGAUUGCGCUACUGCUACUGCUACUCGCUUCACCCUUUUCCUCCUUCUUCCCGCGCCUAUCCUGCUCCAUCCGUUUUAUUGAGGAUGAUGCUCGCAGAAACACAGAAAAACGAUCCGUGGGGCAUUUGAGUUGCCCACUUCUCACAGUCUGUUUGUUUUUCAAUUUCCGCUCAAAAAUUUGCAUUUUGGCUUGGGCAGACCAUCCAUUACGAACAAGUUUUUCGCUCUCUUCCACGCGCUUCUUCUUCAUUCCGUAUUGCCCUCCCACUGCGGGAAGUAUUUGAAAUGAGGAGGAGAGCUGGAAAUGUGAUCCUCUUAAUUUCCAUACACCCGCUGAGGUUCUAGUCUGGAUCGCUUCUCCUUCUUCUUCUCCUUUUUCCUUCUAUUUCGAACAUUGUCUGAUGGUCAUCUUUUGAGGUUUUGUGCCAUACACAGCCUUGGACUUCUAUGUAUUCGGUUCUCUUCCACUUAAUCUACGAUCAUGGAUGAAACCCUCGGACACUUGAAAAUCUCUUAGGUUCUCUCCUUCUUCUCUAUUCACCCGAUCCAGUCUUUUCCGGUCGAAGAUAUCGGUAAUAACAAUCCGAAAAUCGGGUAGGUAGAAGACAAGUUGUUCUUCGAAAUGUAUACCAUGUCAAAUGCAAAUGUUUGUGAUGGAUGAGCGGGUAACGUUUGGUCGAGGAAGAGGGCGUAGGAGGAGAGAAUCUAGUUCCCAACUUCUCAAAUUUCUCGAAUGCAAAACUUACCUAACGCACCGAUGAGCACUUUUUCCGGGUACAUCCGGCUAUUUAGGUCAUUCUCGGUGUCAGUGUCACUGUUACCCAACCCAACAGUUUUUGUACACACAUACUAAUCACCGGGUUUCUCUCCUCCACCUGGCAUACAUAUGUUAUUAUUAUUUUGGCUUCUUUGUGGACUGUGCGGGAAACGACGAGUAGAAAAGAAAGAGUGCGAAGAGAAAGAGAACCCUAUAAGGGAAUAUUGUUUAUUUUGAGCGCUCGGCGGAAUGGUGUGCACUGGAAGACGAGAGAAGCAGAGAAAUAGCGGCUGAGAGACUGUGUUUCAAUGAAAAGAAGCAAAACUCUUUCUUUCUCACUUUUGGUCACUUUAGCGACAGUAACUAUGUGGGCGUAAGUGACAGUUGGUCUCCCUGAUUGAGUGACACUUUCUCUCUCCUUCUCACCCUCCUUCCAAACUUGUCAUUUUUCAUAAGCAUAUCUUUGUGACAGGCGACGGGCCGCGCACGCGGCGGCGGCGCCCGGGCAGAUGUACAAGUCGGAGCGACGAUUUCGAAAAAAAAAACGUCACAAAAACCAAGUCGCCUCCAAACACCAUAUGUUCCACCAAGCCAGUCCACCACACCAGAACGCUUUCUGAUGGACUCCCAGCAGUUGACUGUUUUAUUACCUUUGUCCCUUUCCUUUCCAUUUUCCUCAGUCAUCUCAGCUUUUUUCGAAGACGCACAGCUAAACAAUCUUUCACAUUUUCUUGUAUAAAACUAUUACUUAAGGACCUGAAAGUGGGAAAAACUAAAUCAGGGACCUUCAAGAUUUUCCGAAAAAUUCCGUAAAACCAAUUUACCAGAAAAGUUUUUUUCCGUCUUUUUUUCGCCUACUCCUGGUCCGGACGCGUGAGAACGUUGGAAGGAAGUUGAGUUGAUCUGAUCAUCAAAUAAUUCUCCCCCAUUACGGUUGGCGUGGGAACAAAAUAGUGUACAGCUCAGUGCUCUUGCGGGGCGAAACGAGCACAAUCAACCAACCUGUGCACACACGCACAAUUGUGCACCCCAUACCUCACUCACUCACAAACACCGGCAUUUUCUCAUUUUUCUCCGUGUCCCUGUCUACCACAACCAUUUUUUUGGUUGUUUAGAGUCUAGGAUGGGAUGGGGAUGAAUCUCGGUUACUCCCAUUCAUUUCCAAACAAAGAUGCGUUUCUGUUUUUCGUUUUCCGUUACCUCCUUUUGUCGAGAUGGAACGAACAUACAUCAUUGCAUCUGUCAUUGUCCACUCUCACAUUCAUUGCACUCUUUCUCGUCUUCUUCUACUAGAACAUCCUCGAUUUUCAUCGACUACUUUUGUCGUCACUGUUCUUUGAACGACUAAUGAAAAAGUGAUUUCUAUUUUAAGACGGUAACUUUCAAAGAUUCGAUUUAGACUAUUCUAGUCCUACAGUUGAUGUUGUUCACUUUCACUUUGCAUCCGACUUGAAAAUGCAGAAUUGAAAAGAGUCUCGACCCGAGUUGUGGUUGUUGUGAGGUGCCACUGUAGUCAUCCAGGGACCCCCACCCCACCUCUUCAUUGUUUAUUACAAUAAGGCCUUUGCGUGUGGUGAGCACAAGCAAUAUUGUGGGAGGCGGAGCUGGUCCCGUUUGCCUCCUCUUCAGCAGCUUUUCUGUGCUCAUUGCACCAGGUACCCACCUGCCUAUCCUUUCCUGCCGCGUAUGGGUCUCAAACCAUAAACACUAUCUCCCCCCCCCCUUUCUCUGUGUUGUUCCCGCCGCGCAUACGCGCUCUCGCCAAAUAGAAUUACCUAAUUACGGACCCGCGCAGAAUAGGCAAUGUUGUGCGGGUGGGUGCACCAAUGACUCUAGGCCACUUAUGGUCAGCGCAUUACCCCCCGGCCGACGCCGGAACACCUUCUGUUUUGAGACAUUGAGUCCAUGCAUCUUUUCCCGUAGCGUUCGGUUCAUAAUAACAAGAAACACCUCUAAAAAAUGGGACGCGAAAUCAUAAGUUUGGAUAAUCCCCCCGAUAUACUUGUCUCCUUGUCACUUUCCUUUUCUGUUCCUUUUCUUUUCCCUGAUAACAACAACAACCAAUCCAUAUUCAUCUUUAUCUUUGUUUUCCGAUAGCCACCACAUUCUUUGAAAUGCCUUACUUUAUUUCAGCCUGCGCAAAACGAUGAAUCCGCGUCGAGACCUACAGCGACGAACAGAAAACGGCCUGCUCAUUUGGAUUCUAGAAGCCAAGGGAUUGCCGGCAAAGAGAAAGUGAGUACCUUAUACCGAUUACACAUAUCAAGUUUCAAUUUUCAAUUCAGGUACUACUGUGAGUUGUGUCUAGACAAAACCCUCUACGCGCGAACGUCAUCAAAGGCUCGCAGUGAUAAUGUAUUCUGGGGCGAGCACUUUGAGUUUGGGUGAGAGUUUCUGCACUUGCGAGCCCCCUGAGAAUUUCAAUGUUUUCAGAAUGCUUCCAAAAAUUGAUGAAGUGUGCGUGAGCGUGUUCCGUGAGGCGGAUCCAAAGAAAAAGAAGGAUCGUCCGACGCUGAUUGGCUACGUCAUCAUUCAAAUCGAUCAGUUGGACGGUAGAAAUCCGGUGGAACGAUGGUGAGUUUUAAAAAAUGAAUGGAACAACAGACUUCCGGUACUCAUCCCUCAACGUUGGUACUGUGCGGGGGAGGGCGAAAACAACACAAAGGGGGGAUGAAAAACUCUCCUAGUUUUAAUUGCCUGCCUUUUCUGAGCGCCGCGUUGCGCGCGCGCGCCAAUUAACUGGUUGAUUGUAGUUCAAGCAGGUCUAUUAACAGUUUUCAAACCCUGCCCUGCUACCCUCAUCAAGUGGAGGAUUGGUUGGGUUUAUUUAGUUAGUCAUUCGAAACUAUCGAUGAUGAACAUUGUCAUGAUCGCCAUGUUUGUGUGUGUGUGUGUGUCUGUCUGUACGCGUUACUCGACAUUAACCUCCUUGCUGUUCGAAAGUCGUCUGUUACUGCCUUUACAUGAGCGUGAAUUGUUUUCAUAACCUAUAUCCAUCAAGAUUUUAUUCGGGACGAACGCCUUCUUUCUCUUUCUCCUCUUUCGCACACCCGAUAGGGCGAUGGCCGCAUCAAAUCCCAUUACUUUUGCAUAAAUGGGUAGAAGUGUUGAAUAAACAUGGAUUCUCGGUGAAAAUUCUGGAUUCCGGCCGAAGCGCCAAAAAUUUUCCUAGUUUCUACUUACACCGCCUCCGCACACUUUGCAGCUUUCCAUUCGUCCUUACAGUGUUUUGUAUUAAGUGGCGAGCGAAAGUGGACUAAUCCUCUCUUCUUCUUCUUCUUACUCUUCUUCUUCUUCUCAACUACCCUUCUAUCAUAAAAUUGAACUUUGGCCCAAUUCUCAGUCGUUUUACAAGAGAUUCUCUUUAAAUAGAAACAAGUAUGACCACUUUUUCGCCCUAAUUUCUUCCAUUAGCCAGUGUGUUAGGAGACUUUUGUUAUGCGUGUUAGUGCGGCGAACGAGACGGACGUGUGAAGCGAACGCGAAAAAUUCCGGCCUCGGUUUUGACAGACCACACGCCGCGCUCCAAAUCUUGAUCAAACAAAUCGAAAUGUGCUCUCAAUGAUACCCCUCUUCCUGUCAACUAGGCAAUUCAUUUUUCCAUCGAAUUUCGUUUUUUCGACCCCCUUCUUGUCAUUAAUCACCGUUACGCGGACAACUGAAGAUUUUAUCUACAUUUCGUUUCCAAUUAGAUAAGCCCAACCUGAUGACUCAAUCUCUCCACCAAUCCCUUUUUUCGCGCUUUUCUUCUUCUUCUUCUUCUUCUUCUCCAUUGCACUCAAUUUCACGUGUUCAGAUGAAGGGCGAAUACGAUCCGUGGGAUCCCGCGUUUCACAAUUCCGCAAUGAUUCCUUAUUCGUUGUCCACUGUAUACCCGUCCAUUUCAAAUUUACCCGAAGAGUUUUCAAAUGAGAAUCGAAAAGCGCGAAAUAUGCUCAAAACGUUUUUGUGGACGUUUAAAAUGAAGAAAAACUAUGUGCGAGUAUCGACGUUGUUCGGAGAGUACUGUAGGUCAGUAUGUAGAUUGAAUUAUCACAAUCCGAUUUGAAAGAAGUCAAGGCCAAACCAUUCGCCCAAAAUUGUUGCCUCGGUUAAUCCUAUUUUCCUUUCAGGUAUACCGUCAACCAAACCCAUCACAACGACACCAGCAGUCGAAUCGCCUCGGCUCUGGGCGCCAAGAGCAGUAAUCAGGACACGCCGUCGCUGAGAAUCAAGGCCAGAUGGCAGAGCGUUGACAUCCUUCCGCUCCGCGCCUACGAAGACCUCGUUCAACUGCUGUGCUACAGCUACUUGCCACUUUGCGAGCAGCUUGAACCGAUUCUCGCAGUCAAAGUGAAGGAAGACUUUGCCACGUCAAUGGUCCGUGUCAUGUACAAACAGCGACUCGCCAAGGAGUUUCUGUGCGAUCUCAUCAUGAAAGAGGUCGAGCAACUGGACAACGAUCAUCUGAUGUUCCGUGGAAACUCGCUGGCCACAAAGGCGAUGGAGUCGUUCAUGAAGCUGGUUGCCGAUGAUUAUCUCCAGUCCACGCUCAGCGAUUUCAUCAAAACGGUGCUUCAAUGCGAGGAUUCGUGUGAAGUGGACCCGCAGAAACUGGGAAAUGUGUCCAACUCGGUGCUUGAGAAGAACCGCGCACUUUUGAUGAGAUAUGCGGAAGUGGCGUGGACCAAGAUUCUGAACAAGUGAGUUUCAACUAGAGACAUCUUUAACAAAUGGUCAUUUUUUCAGUGUUCACCACAUUCCUGUCGACCUCCGUGAGGUGUUUGCCAUCCUUCGCUGCCGUCUCGACGCUCAAAAUCGCGGAGCUCUCGCCGACACGCUCAUUUCGUCCUCCAUCUUUCUGCGCUUCCUGUGCCCAGCUAUUUUGAGUCCGAGCCUGUUCAAUCUGGUCUCGGAGUAUCCAUCGAGCGCCAACUCGCGCAACUUGACCCUCAUCGCCAAGACUCUUCAGAAUCUUGCUAACUUUACCAAGUUUGGAGGAAAGGAGCACUAUAUGGAGUUUAUGAACGAGUUUGUCGAUCGCGAGUGGCAUCGCAUGAAGGACUUCUUGUUGAGAAUCUCUUCUGGGUGAGUUGAUCUAUAGAACAUAAACACACAUAUCAACUAUUUAGAUUUAGAAAUGUUUGUGCGUAGGCGCCGCGCGUUUCGAUAUAUCAUGUUACCUUGGGGGGAAAGAAAGAUAUUUUGGUUGUGCCGCUAAAUUUGACACCUUUUUGUAUAAACAGACAAACUCAGCAUCAAAGUCAAGGAAAUCAAAAGAACACAUAGUUUCAGAACACAAACGGGCGUGGAGAAAAAUGCCGACGCAGUUGUGGACGCCGGAAAAGAGCUCAGUCUAAUCGCUACAUAUCUUGAAGAGGCCUGGACUCCACUGCUUCAGGAGAAGAACGCGAACAAAAAGUCGCUGAGCGAUGUGAAAGCGAUUUUGUCAAACUUGGCCGAGUACAAGAGGCGUCCGGAAACAGCGGCGUUCCACUCGCCAAUGGCUCAACAGCCAUCGUCCGAUUAUGAGAAUAGUCCGCAGCAAAAUGUGAUGUAAGUCAUACCAACCCUCUGAAAAUGACACAUAAAACCUCUAAACUUUCAGUCCGCGUCACGAAAAUGUACCGGCCUACAGAAGCACUCCGCCGGUCGGACAAGCCACAGUGAUGGGAAGAUCGAUGAACCGACCGGCCACGCAUCUGCUCACUUCCGACGAUUACGUUCUCUCGUCGGCAUUCCAAACACCGAGUCUCCGUCAGGGAACACGGUUGAGCGAUGAGACCGGAACAUCAUCAAGCCGGACUAGCGACAAAACGACGAGCAGUGCGGAGAUCCGUGAUGACACCGAUUCGGACCUCGAGCUGAGAGGGACUGACGAUCGCGGCCGAGGUGGGAGGAAUCGUAAACGGUUGCCAAGAACGGACGCGUCUCCAUCGAGCAGCCAACAAGCGUCAAGCGGAUAUCUGAGCAAUAAUCCGUCCAGAUCCAGCUACUCGAACUCGUCGAGCUCUUCGCCAGUUGAGCGCAUGGCUGCUCUCUCCAUUGCCAAUCCGGUGUUCGGACCCGGUCCCUCAUCCGGAUACAACAUUCCGGCCGAGCCCAAAGAGAUUGUCUACCAGAAGCGUGCCAGUCCACCACCAUACGAUCAGGAGGCUCACAGCUAUCACUACCAACCGGUAAGUAGUCGGUGAUGUGAAAUAACGUACUAAUAGUUUCUAUUUGAGAUGCAGGUGUACGCGGUGCCCCCAGAUUGUCAAGUGUCGCCGAGAACACAGCCGGCGCCAGGAGGAGCGCAUGUGCAGAACCGUUUGAGUCUUCCACGUACCAACCCACGCGCCUCCCGCAACUCGACUCUGCUCCGUCCGAGUGUUGUCAAUGUUCCAGAUAACUGGGACAGGUAAUACUAAGCUCGUGGUGCCGAUGUUCAUGUAUUUAAUUUGCAGAUCUAGCGAAUAUUGGCACGACCGCGAGUACAGAACCCAUCUUGAGACGAUCGAGAGUCAGGCUCGGGAAAUCGAACGUCUGAAGAGGGAGAAUCUGGAGUUGAAGAGUCAGAUGAUGGUUACCAACAAAGUCGACUCUAAGGUACAGUUGCUCAACAAACUGCACAAAAACGUAUCUCAAAUUUUCAGAGAUCCGACAGUGGAGCCAGCGAGGACUCCUACGACUCACUCAGCUCUCUUGACCGUCCAUCGAGGAAGUCGCUUGUGGUGACCACUCCCAACUGA